CUACUCUUUGUAAAUAUGACUAAAACCUUCACUAUAGAAGAAGUAGCUAAACAUACUGCUCCAAACGACUGCUGGAUUAUUAUUCAUGAUGGUGUAUAUGAUGUUACUGAAUUCCUUAAUGACCAUCCAGGUGGUAAAAAGAUCUUGUUAAAGAAUGCUGGUGUGGAUGCUACACAAAAAUUUGAUUCUUUUCAUAAUGCUUCUGUCUUGUCAAAAUUGGGUGCCAAUUAUUUGAUUGGAAAACUCGGUUCGGCUGAACCUGAAGAAACUGCGGAAACUGAUGAAGUGGAAGAUAUCAAUCCUUUAGUUGUAGGUAAACCUUUUGGUGAUAUGGUACCUUAUUCUGAUCCAAUGUGGUAUCAAGAUUGGUAUAGUCCUUAUUAUAAUGAUUCUCAUCGUGCAGUACGUAAAGCUGUUCGUGAAUUUGUUGAAAAAGAAGUGAUGCCUUUCUGUCAUGAAUGGGAUGAAGCCAAACAACUACCUCGUGAAUUAUAUAUCAAGGCAGCAAAAGCAGGGAUUCUUGCUGGAUGUAUUGCUCAAGUCAGUGAUCCUUCCAUGGUACCUUAUGGUAUGCCAGGUGGUGUCAAAUACGAAGAUUUUGAUGCAUUCCAUCGUAUGAUUACUUUGGAUGAAUUAUCACGUUGCGCUUCAGGAGGCGUGACUUGGGGUUUAAUUGGUGGUCUUGGUAUUGGUAUUGGUCCUAUUAUUCAUUUUGCUUCCAAAGAACUUCAAGAGUUGGUCAUUCGUGAUUGUUUAAAUGGUACCAAGAAUAUUUGUCUAGCUAUUACUGAACCUUCUGGUGGUUCAGAUGUUGCCAAUUUAACUACAGAAGCAAAAGAUAUGGGUGAUUACUUCUUGGUCAAUGGUGAAAAGAAAUGGAUUACCAAUGGUGUAUUUGCCGAUUUCUUCAGUGUGGCUGUUCGUACUGGUAAACCUGGAUUUGGUGGUAUUUCCUUCUUGUUGAUUGAACGUAAUAUGCCUGGUGUUACUACUCGUCAAAUGAAUUGUUCUGGUGUUUGGUCUUCUGGCACUGCUUACAUUACUUUUGAAGAUGUUAAAGUACCUAAAUCUCAUGUUAUUGGCAAGGUUGACAAAGGAUUCAAAUAUAUCAUGGAAAAUUUCAAUCCUGAACGUGUUGGUUGUAUUAUUCAAGCCAAUCGAUUUGCCCGUGUAUGUAUUGAAGAAUCUAUUACUUAUGGUAAUAAACGUGAAACAUUUGGCAAGAAGUUGAUUGAUCAUCCUGUUAUUCGAAAUAAAUUGGCCAAUAUGAUUCGAAAAGUUGAAGCUACACACGCAUGGUUAGAAUCUCUUGUAUAUCAAACAACACAAAUGGAACCAAGUAUUCAAGCAGUACGUCUUGGUGGUCCUAUUGCUCUCUGUAAAGCUCAAGCAUCUCGUACUUUUGAAUAUUGUGCUCGUGAAGCUGCACAAAUCUUUGGUGGUCUAGCUUAUACUCGAGGUGGUCAAGGUGAAAAAGUGGAACGAUUAUAUAGAGAAGUUAGAGCCUAUGCUAUUCCUGGUGGAUCUGAAGAAAUCAUGCUUGACCUUGGUGUUCGACAAUCUAUCAAGGUUGGUCAAUUCAUGGGUGCCAGAAUGUAA
Molecule: messenger RNA, 1599 nt
Organism: Halteromyces radiatus
Lineage: Eukaryota; Fungi; Mucoromycota; Mucoromycetes; Mucorales; Cunninghamellaceae
Product: putative acyl-CoA dehydrogenase
Exons: 6
Coding region: 16-1599 (527 amino acids)
Molecular function (GO): oxidoreductase activity, acting on the CH-CH group of donors; heme binding; flavin adenine dinucleotide binding
Source: RefSeq, a predicted model, not a curated record